This is a messenger RNA of Choloepus didactylus (southern two-toed sloth), 3108 nucleotides long. RefSeq names its product EH domain containing 2 (gene EHD2). The record is from RefSeq and is a predicted model, not a curated record. Gene Ontology annotation, biological process: endosomal transport; endocytosis. Gene Ontology annotation, cellular component: plasma membrane; cytoplasm. Gene Ontology annotation, molecular function: GTP binding; calcium ion binding; protein binding. The transcript is spliced from 6 exons. The coding region runs from base 158 to 1789 and encodes 543 amino acids. Lineage: Eukaryota; Metazoa; Chordata; Mammalia; Pilosa; Megalonychidae.
CCGGCCCCACCCGGCUCAGACGGCUCCGGACGCAAUCGCGAGCAAAGGCCGCUCCGCGGGCGCCUCGGAUCCCAGCGGGACCCCCGUCAGCGCGCCCCGUCGGCAGCCCUCCAUCCAGCGCCUCCCUUAGCCUGCGCAGUGGGCCCGAGCAGCCACCAUGUUCAGCUGGCAGAAGCGGAGCGGCGCCCGGGAACAGCAGCCCGAGGCCAUCCGCACGGUGACCUCAGCCCUCAAGGAGCUGUACCGCUCCAAGCUGCUGCCCCUGGAGGAGCACUACCGCUUCGGGACCUUCCACUCGCCGGCGCUGGAGGAUGCCGACUUCGACAGCAAGCCCAUGGUGCUGGUGGCCGGUCAGUACAGCACCGGCAAGACCACCUUCAUCCACUAUCUGCUGGAGCAGGAGGUGCCCGGCUCCCGCGUGGGGCCUGAGCCCACCACCGACUGCUUCGUGGCCAUCAUGCACGGUGACACUGAGGGCACCAUGCCCGGCAAUGCCCUCGUCGUGGACCCCGACAAGCCCUUCCGCAAACUCAACCCCUUUGGGAACACUUUCCUUAACAGGUUCAUGUGCGCCCAGCUGCCCAACCAGGUGCUGGAGAGCAUCAGCAUCAUCGACACGCCGGGCAUCCUGUCGGGCGCCAAGCAGAGGGUGAGCCGCGGCUACGACUUCGCGGCCGUGCUGCGCUGGUUCGCCGAGCGCGUGGACCUCAUCGUCCUGCUCUUCGACGCGCACAAGCUGGAGAUCUCCGACGAGUUCUCGGAGGCCAUCGGCGCCCUGCGGGGCCACGAGGACAAGAUCCGCGUGGUACUCAACAAGGCCGACAUGGUGGACACGCAGCAGCUGAUGCGCGUCUACGGAGCGCUCAUGUGGGCGCUGGGCAAGGUGGUGGGCACGCCCGAGGUCCUGCGCGUCUACAUCGGCUCCUUCUGGUCCCAGCCUCUCCUGGUGCCCGACAACCGGCGCCUCUUCGAGCUGGAGGAGCAGGACUUCUUCCGCGAAAUCCAGGGCCUGCCCCGCCACGCGGCGCUGCGCAAGCUCAACGACCUGGUCAAGAGGGCCCGGCUGGUGCGGGUUCACGCAUACAUCAUCAGCUACCUGAAGAAGGAGAUGCCAUCUGUGUUCGGGAAGGAGAACAAGAAGAAGCAGCUGAUCUUCAAGCUGCCCGUGAUCUUUGCUAAGAUUCAGCUGGAGCACAACAUAGCUCCUGGGGACUUUCCUGAUUGCCAGAAGAUGCAGGAGCUGCUGAUGGCACAUGACUUCACCAAGUUCCACUCGUUGAAGCCGAAGCUGCUAGAAUCGCUGGACGAGAUGCUGACGCACGACAUCGCCAAGCUCAUGCCCCUGCUGCGACAGGAGGAGCUGGAGAACACCGAGGUGUGCGUGCAGGGGGGCGCGUUCGAGGGCACCCACAUGGGCCCCUUUGUGGAGAGGGGGCCCGACGAGGCCCUGGAGGACGGUGAGGAGGGCUCGGACGACGAGGCCGAGUGGGUGGUGACCAAAGACAAGUCCAAAUAUGACGAGAUCUUCUACAACCUGGCGCCCGCCGACGGCAAGCUGAGUGGCUCCAAGGCCAAGACCUGGAUGGUGGGCACCAAGCUCCCCAACUCAGUGCUGGGGCGCAUCUGGAAGCUGAGCGACGUCGACCGCGACGGCAUGCUGGAUGACGAGGAGUUCGCCCUGGCCAGCCACCUCAUCGAGGCCAAGCUCGAGGGCCACGGGCUGCCUGCCAACCUGCCCCGCCGCCUCGUGCCGCCCUCCAAGCGACGCCACAAGGGCUCGGCCGAGUGAGCCGGCUGCCCCCCGCUGGCCCUCCCUCUCACUUGCCUGGCUGUGGCUCCCCAGCUCCCGUCAGCUGCACGCACAUCCCCUCCCCAGCCUUCAUGCUCUCUGCCGCACUGUAAGGACCAGCCGUCUCCCUGUCCCCCCACCCCCGCCCAGACACCUGGGUCACAGCGUUUAGUGGGGCCCUGGGGGAGGGACAAGGCUUCGCUGCCCACCUGUCCUUACACUCUGCCCUCACACCAACACUAACGCACACAGGCAUCCAGCAUGCUUCAUUCAUUCAGAUAUUUAUUGAGCACCUUCUCUGUGCUGGACGCUGGGAAAUACAGCAGAGAACAAAACAAAGACGUCUGCCCUUGUGCAGCUGACAUUCUCAGGAGGGGAGGGCACCAUAAGAGACACACACACACACACACGGAGGGGAGGGCACCAUAAGACACACACACACACACACACACACACACGGAGGGGAGGGCACCAUAAGACACACACACACACACACACACACACGGAGGGGAGGGCACCAUAAGACACACACACACACACACACGGAGGGGAGGGCACCAUAAGACACACACACACACACACACACACACACACACACACAGCCCUAACCAGGCUGACUUCUGACGCUGGGAGGGAUCCCUUGCUUCUCCCCACAAGUUAGCAGCUUCUUGAUUGCUCUGACAAACAAGCCCCCAUGACCUGAGCUAGGCUCAGGUCUGGGACCACUGGGGGCUCAGAGAGGAGACAAACUUCUGCUUCUUCAGAUGGUCCCCACCUCGUUCUGGUAACACCACGUCUCUAAUAAGGAUCCUGCAGCACAUAGAAUAGCCCUUUCCACCCUUGCUCCUCCCAGGCUGUGCCCACCGUGAGGUGUUUCUGUUCUCCAGCCCCCCCCCCCUCCCGGCCCACAGUGGAAUGCGCAGCCUGGGCCCGUCCCCUGCAGGCUCCGGAUUUUAGGACUCUUGGGACACCCUGCCCGCCAUCAGUCCGUAUUUAAGUAGAGCCCCGCCCAGACAGAAAGGUCGUUAUUUUAGCCCGUCCCUUUCUGGGAUGUCGUGGGGGGUGGUUCUUGGUGCUACACCCUCCUCCCCCUUUCAAUGUGAUCUCUCAUCCCCCACGCCUUUUUCCGCCGUCACCACAUAUUAGUGCUUGACCCUGGCAGGGGCCCCAUGGAAAAGAUGGGAAAGAGAGACCUGAUGCCCUCUCCGGGCUGCUUGCUGGGAUUCCCACGCCCACCAGCGACCCCGCCCGGGGCUGGGAGGGGCCUGUGGACGGAAUUGUGUUCCCACAGAGCGAAUAAAGUCAAGGUUUCUUCCCGC